Messenger RNA from Cornus florida, 2160 nucleotides. RefSeq lists its product as uncharacterized. The coding region runs from base 1 to 2160 and encodes 719 amino acids. The transcript has 3 exons. Lineage: Eukaryota; Viridiplantae; Streptophyta; Magnoliopsida; Cornales; Cornaceae. Gene Ontology annotation, molecular function: protein dimerization activity. The record is from RefSeq and is a predicted model, not a curated record.
AUGCACCAUUCUUACAUGCCACCUGCGCCAUUUUCAUCUUCUCUGUCUCUUCUUCCUGCACCUCCGCCAUUUUCAUCUUCUCUGUCUCUUCUUCCUGCACCUACGCCAUUUUCAUCUUCAUUCUCUGUUCUUCUUGCACCUGCGCCAUGUUGCUCCAUUCCUAAUCAAGGGGUUGAAGCUUGCAAAUCUAUCAAUAAUGAUGUAUUUCAAGCAUUAAAGAAGGAACAUGGCCAUUCUGAAAGCAAAAAAGCUCAAGAAGAAUUGAAUGUGAGAAAGAAGGAAGAUUAUUUGUCCUUGCCUGAAGGAUCAGAUUUGUUGCAAUGCAAAAAAAGAAGGGCAUCAACUCCAGGAGUGCUGGAAAAUGCAUUUAAUGUAGCACAAAGAGAUGUGGCAGAUAAGCAAGCUGCUCGCAUGUUCUAUGCGUCUGGUUUAUCCUUUAACUUGGCAAGGUGCCCUCACUUCAGAAAAUAUUCACUCACAUUAGCCAACAGCAAGUUAUCUGGCUAUUCUCCUCCAACAUUCGAUAGAUUACGAACAACAUUACUAGCCCAAGAGAAAGCACAUGUGAAUCGCAAGCUCCAACCGAUAAAAGAUACUUGGAAAAAGAAAGCCAUGUCUCUUUGUUCUGAGGGGUGGUUGGAUAGACAACGAAGGCCACUGAUAAACAUAAUGGCUGCAUCAAUAGGUGGUGCAAUGUUCUUAAAGGCAAUUGAUGCAAGUGGCAACAUAAAGGAUGCUGAUUAUAUAGCAAAUCUGUUCAAACCCGUGAUCCAAGAAGUGGGUUCACAAAAUGUUGUUCAAGUGAUUACUGAUAAUGGAAGUAACUUCAAGGCUGCUGGGGCCAUAAUUGAAGGUAUAUAUCCUCACAUAUUUUGGACUCCAUGUGUUGUGCAUUGCCUAAAUUUAGCUUUAAAAAGUAUUUGUGAACCAUCUGAAAAUUCACCUCAAUUUGCUGAAUGUAAAUGGAUUGCUGAUUUGGUGAGUAGUGUGCAAAAUAUAAGAAAUUUCAUUGUUAACCAUGGCAUGGUACUUUCAAUUUUCAACAAUUACUCGGAAUUGGGUUUGCUAAGAGUAGCGGAAACAAGAUUUGCAUCAAGCAUUAUUAUGGCAAAACGCAUGAGGGAAGUGAAGGAUACACUUAAGAAGAUGGUGAUGGAUCCAAGUUGGAGAAUGCAUCUAAAAUGGGAUGGAAAAUCAGCAAUUGAAAUCAAGGCUAGGGAAGUUAAAAUUUCCAUUGUGAGUGAUAGUUGGUGGGCUGAUUUGGAAUAUCUCUUGGAUUUUACUAAGCCUAUUGUUGAAUUUCUAAGGUUAGCAGACACUGAUGCUCCUGUUCUCCAUUUGAUUUAUGAUAUGUGGGACACAAUGAUUGAGAAAGUUAAAUCUAGAAUAUUUGGACAUGAAAAACAAGAUCUGCUCACUGGCCAAUCUAAUUUCUUUGACGUCAUUCACAAUAUUUUGGAGACACGAUGGAAUAAAAGUAACAAUCCACUGCAUUGUAUGGCUCAUUCAUUGGUUCCUAAAUACUAUACUGAAGCUUGGAUUAGAGGUGGAAGUGAUGGAGUUCCAUGGCUCUCACCACAUGAAGAUCAAGAGGUCUCUUUAAAUAGAAGUAAAUGUUUCAAACGAUUGUUUAGCAAUCAAAAUGAUCUUCAAAAAGUUUAUAUCGAAUAUGGAGCUUUUUCAAGUGGAUCUGGUUACUUUAAUGAGCCUCAUGUUAUUGAUGCAAAAUUGUAUGAGGAACCAAUUUCAUGGUGGGCUAAUCAUGGUGCUUCAACACCAAUGUUACAAGCUUUAGCAUUUAUGUUGCUUUCACAGCCCGUAUCAUCAUCUUGUUGCGAAAGAAAUUGGAGUACAUAUUCUCUUAUUCAAAGCAUCAAAAGAAACAGAUUGACUACAAGUAGAGCUGAGGAUUUGGUCUUUGUACAUUGCAACCUCCGUCUCUUGUCAAGAAAAAAGAAAGAAUACAAGGAAGGGCCAACAAAGUAUUGGGACUUGUGUGGUGAUAAGUUUGAUAUUGAUGGUAAUACUCUUGGGGAACUUGUGGAGCUUUCCAUCAAUGAGCCUGAGUUAGAGCUUAUGACAUUUGAUGAAGAGUUUGAAGAGAGUACUACCUUAAGGAGUGAAGCAACUGAAGAAUUCCAACAAGGAAUGAUGGAUUGA